Molecule: messenger RNA, 2637 nt
Organism: Cynara cardunculus var. scolymus (artichoke)
Lineage: Eukaryota; Viridiplantae; Streptophyta; Magnoliopsida; Asterales; Asteraceae
Product: kinesin-like protein KIN-8A
Exons: 8
Coding region: 1-2379 (792 amino acids)
Biological process (GO): microtubule-based movement
Molecular function (GO): ATP binding; microtubule binding; microtubule motor activity
Source: RefSeq, a predicted model, not a curated record
AUGCCGGUGUCAACGAGGUCACAGGUGAAUGUGAUUCAAGAUCAGAAUGAGGAUGAAAGGAUUAGCAUGAGGAGUGAUCAAGAAAACACCCAUUUGGGGAAUCAUCAUCAUCUGAGGAAUCCUCACCAUGGAUUGAAAGAAAAGAUGAAAGCUUUGACCCAAUUGUAUGAACAGCAGAAACAAUCGUCGAUAGCUCUCAGAAACCCUUCUCCGAAACCAGAUGGAACUCGAUAUUCAACACAUCCGAGUGUGGAUCUUUUGGCUGCUGGUGGUGGAUCUUCUAAACAAGAAUCAGAAAAUAAGAAGAAAUCAAGAAUAGUAGAGAAUCAUGUGAUGAGAGAGAAUUCGAUGCCUAUUUCUACAGUCACCAAGGCUUAUGUAUUGCCACGGCCACCACCUUCUCCGAUGGGGGCGGCGGAGGAGGAUGCCAAGGAGAAUAUAGCUGUGAUGGAAGUCGGUGGUGCUACUGCUAAUGGUGAAAAAAUAGUCGGAUUUAACUGCCCAAGAAGAGAGCCAGUGUCUACUACUGUGGCAAGAAAGCUAUCAAUGGGUAGUUCCUAUACAGCCCCUGACCCAAAAGGGAAACCUGGUGGUGGUGGUGGUGGUGCUGGUGGUGGUGGUGGUGGAGAAGUGAUUGUUAAGAAUGUGGCAGAACCUGAAGAUGUCACAGUGAAACAAGGAAAAAUUGGUAGCAGGAUUCUUGUUUUUGUAAGACUAAGACCAUUGAGCAAGAAAGAAAAGGAAGCCAGUUCAAGAUCUUGUGUCCGAAUUGUGAAUCAGAAAGAAGUUUACUUGACGGAAUUCGCGAAUGAGAACGAUUAUCUAAGGCUUAAGAGGCUUCGUGGCCGCCAUUUCACCUUCGAUGCCUCGUUCCCAGAUUCUUCGUCCCAACUAGAAGUUUAUUCCACUUCAACAUCAGAGCUUGUUGAAGCUGUUUUGCAAGGAAGGAAUGGUUCGGUUUUCUGCUAUGGUGCUACAGGUGCCGGAAAAACGUUCACAAUGCUGGGGACGGUUGAGAAUCCAGGUGUAAUGGUGUUGGCUAUAAAGGAUCUCUUCAAUAAGGUUAGGCAAAGGAGCUGGGAUGGGAAUCAUAUCGUUCAUCUGUCGUAUCUAGAGGUCUAUAACGAAACUGUUAGAGAUUUGCUUUCGCCUGGCCGGCCUCUUCUUCUUAGAGAAGAUAAACAGGGAAUUGUGGCAGCAGGACUGACUCAGUAUCGCGCUUAUACUACCGAUGAGGUCAUGGUGUUGCUUCAACAAGGAAACCGUAAUCGGACUACAGAACCAACUCGAGCCAAUGAAACAUCGUCACGUUCCCAUGCUAUUCUUCAGGUUAUGGUUGAGUAUCGAGUGAGAGAUGAAUCUAACAAUGUUACGAACCGAGUUGGAAAGUUAUCGCUGAUUGACUUAGCCGGCUCGGAGCGAGCUCUAGCCACCGAUCAAAGAACACUUAGAUCUCUCGAGGGUGCCAACAUAAACCGUUCACUACUUUCUCUUAGCAGCUGUAUUAACGCCCUCGUUGAAGGAAAAAAGCAUGUUCCUUAUAGAAACUCGAAGCUUACUCAACUGCUUAAAGACUCUCUCGGUGGCGCCUGUAAUACCGUCAUGAUCGCAAAUAUCAGCCCGAGCAAUCUUUCAUUCAGCGAAACUCAAAAUACCCUGCAUUGGGCAGAUAGAGCCAAGGAGAUUCGUACCAAGGAGGCAAACGAGGAAAUAACGCAAAUACCCAAUUCGGAAACCAAUCAGACAAAGCUACUACUCGAGUUGCAGAAAGAAAACCACGAUCUAAGAGCACAACUGGCUCGCCAACAACAGAAAUUGCUGGUGGUUCAAGCACAAUCUUUGGCAGCUGCAUCACCAACCCCUUCUACGUUAUCAUCGAUCAUGACAACCCCUCCAACUUCUUGUAGACGAAAAGAAGGAAGAACAAGACCAUCUUUCUUAGCUGGCAACUGUUUUACACCAGACACCAAGAAAAAAGUAGCCAAAGAAACCGUUAAAGAGCUUAAGCAAACCGUAAAGAUGUUAGAGGCAGCUAUGGAGAAAAUGAAGAAAGAUUUCGGUUUGCAGAUAAAGCAAAAGGAUGAGUUAAUUCGUGAAAUGUCACAAAAAGCUGCAAAUAGAGCCGUGGUGAAGCCAAGUUCAAGGCCAAAAGAGGCGGCAGCCGGUGAACUGAAGAGCCCAAGUGGCAGGUUCAUGUCUCCGGCAGCAAGAGAUAAAAAACGAAGCUUUUGGGAUAUAACAACGGCUAGUAGCCCGUCAGUUGUUACGCUAAAUGGGAGGAAGACUCGAAGCCAUGUUUCUAAAGAAUCUCCAGCAGCUCCUUCAAUGCUUCUUCAGCCCGGUUUUGCUCGUCAAAAACCCGAAUCUUUGAGGCUGUGAAGAUACGUCCAACUGGAACACGAACAUAGAGAACUUGGAGAUGCUCCAAAAAUGAUCAUUACAGCAAAUAAGGUUUUACUUUUCUUAGGUUAUGUUGGUAAAAACUGAAUUAUUAAUGUGUGGUAGGGUUUUUUUCUAUUGAAUUUAUGUAGCAUUUCUUGGUUUCUUUAUUGUUUCUUCUUUAUCCCCUCGGAUACUAUCAUUACCGCCUGGACAAUUAAGACAUCCAACCCGAGUGAAAUUUAGCAUACGAAUGGA